GGGCUAGCCACUCAAAUUUUCUGGUGAACGAGCCUGCUCAAUGAAUGGAAACGCGUAAGGAUAGGACGCCCAGUGAACGGAUUUCUACAGUAAUAUACCCUGUAGCAAAUCAUAAGGAAGUGACUUUUUAAGAGCAUUCUUCUCAUUUUUCACGACAAAUUAAUAACAAAAAUACACGAACUAAGCUUCCUGAAUCCAAACAAAAGUGUUAAGCUAGAGUUGUUGUUUCUAAAUAUGCACCUAUUGCUAAUUUCAAUGCAUGUGUACACGUGCAGCCCAGCAAAACUUCCGACCCAGCCUCUCAAAUGACACACGCGGGCAGUUUCCGGUUUUUGAAUAAUUCUUCCUCGAACAUCGUUGUACUCUAUACAUGUGUGACACUAUAGUUCAGCUUUUUCAAAAUGGCGGAUCUUUAAAACACCAGCGAGUAAAGAGCAUGUGAUUGCACGACCGUGUAGUGAAUAUACAGACGAGGUGUGAAGAUGGGGAAUUUAACAAUGAUGAGGAUAUUUUCUCUCCUUGUCUGCUUUACAUGUUUAAUGACGUCAAAAACAUUCGGGCAGACCACAGAUUACGUCAACGAUACAACAUCAUCCUCAACAACCACGCCAACCACGUCAUUUAAUAAUGUCACUCUAUCAUCUACAAACCGAACAAAUGACAAUUUUACAUCUGCUUCGUCUUCGAUAGAAAUGACGUCGUCUACUCCGCCCGUCGCGUCGACACAACAAAUGAUGAAUGGAAUAACCGGGAAUUCUACGUCACAGUCUGGCAACGAUGCCUCCAUCACAAGUACAGCAACAACAAUGAUGACAACGACAAAGGAACAGGAACCGUCAACAACAGCAGGAACAGUACCAGAUAUGACAUCAUCUUCUAUUAAUUCAUCAUCAUUACCAUCGACAGCAUCCACGAUGAUGACGUCGACGACGAAGCCAGUGACGACAACUAUGGAACCAACAACAACAAUGAAAACAACGACGACAAUGAAAACAACGACGACAAUGAAAACAACGACAACAAUGAAACCGGCGACAACAAUGAAACCGGCGACAACAAUGAAACCGGCGCCAACAAUGAAACCAACGACAACAAUGAAACCGGCGACAACAACGAAAACAAAACGAAUGACUGACAAAGUUGUCGGCUCUACUGUGGUUCCGGAAACGAUGUUUGGGACGAUUGGUUUAGGUUUGUUCCUAGUCACCUUGGCUCUACUGCUUUGUGUGGUGCUUGGGAUGGUAAUCUAUUAUUUUCACAUGAAGCGGAAGUCCGGCACACAUUAUCUCUCGGAAAAUGGCGGCCCCGGUGGAAACGUGAGGGGUGGACCGAUGGCUCUUCAAAUGGAGGGGAUUGACUACGGGACAAACUUCGAGACCAUUGAUUUGGAGGAUGAAAGUAAACCAACAACCGGCAAUGGAAGCAACCCUGGGCUUUUAUCGUUCAAAAAUCAGGAAGAAGAGAAUGAACCCGGAAGUAACGAGGAUGUGACCUCAGUAACAGAAGAACCGCCAUCUUGGCUUCGCGUAGAACCGGCUCAUAAUGAAGACACAACCUCGAAUUUCUCUACACAAGCGCAGACUGACGAGAUAGAAACAAAACCGGAGGUUGAAGACCCGCUAGAAAAUAACGAGCCUUCCGAAUACAAGGGAGAAGAUUCCGAUUUGGAGUCGACAAACAGUUCGGCAUUUGACGAACACGAACUUCCGCCUGCUCCACCACCAGACGUAACAGACGAACAGAAAUCAGAUGAAUUUAAAACGGAAAUGUGAUAUCUUAUUGAUCCGUUUCCGGUUGUAACUAAAAGCCUUCGAGUACGCAUUCCGAUAUGUUAAGGAAAAAAAUAGCUAUAAUCAUUGGAUGGUUUUAUUUCCACCGGGAGGGAUGUAAUGUAGGAUACAUAUAUGUCUAUGGAAUUCUGUAUGAAUACCGGAAAUAUUCGCGGAUAUAUCCUUGGAAGAUUGCAUAACUACCGGAAGUUAGUUUGGCGUUUCUGUCCUAGGAAGACAUAUUCUAUGACGGUUAUACACGUAUGACUACCAGAAUUGUUGGCAGAUCUGGGUAACAUACCACCGGAAAUAUUGUGGUGGCGGAUAUACCCUUGUAAGGUUAAAUAAUUAUUGAAAAGGGUGUAUUUGCGGAAAAAACGGUAUUCUCAGAAAGGCUAUAUAUUUUUUUAAACUUCUAAGAAAGGGGAUGCAUCGGGGAGGGGGCUACGCUAAAAAUCCGUCUUCCACUUAAGGAGUUUCCACCCUUCGUAAUACACAUGUUUUUCUUUUUGUAUUUUCGUGUCGUCAUUUCCGUAUUGCGUAUCGGGCAUUCCAUUACCGUGGUGUAAAUUAUA
Mizuhopecten yessoensis (Yesso scallop) is the source of this 2344-nucleotide messenger RNA. RefSeq names its product mucin-5AC-like. Lineage: Eukaryota; Metazoa; Mollusca; Bivalvia; Pectinida; Pectinidae. The record is from RefSeq and is a predicted model, not a curated record. The transcript is spliced from 4 exons. Bases 483 to 1772 code for a protein of 429 amino acids.